AUGCUACUGACGCGCAACAAUCUCCUCCUGGCAGCAUUUGCGGCUUUCAUUGCAUGGGGACUUGCGGUUCAAUCGUUCCCUGUCCUGCGCUUCAUCGGAUACGCCUUCACGCUCGGUGCCGUAUCAACGGUAGUGUUACUGGCUGCGGCUACUCUGCUCAUCUCGCGACGGCCUCGGCCUGCACCGACCGCCGCGCAACUCGCCAAUAAGCCGCUGUUUCUAACUCCGGCGCAAUGGCGCACCGAGGCGGCAGCUGCGAAGCGGCGGGACCAAUAUCAGCCGCUCGACCUGUACACUUCCUCGUUCGUGGUCUCACAAGCAAUCGAUACGCUGUUGGGCUUCGCGCUGCGAGACUUCGUGUCUGCUUGGUAUCGUAAUAUCACAACCAGUCCUGCGUUCGUCAACGACAUCGAUAAGAAGAUCCGGCUGGCGAUACAAGAACUACUUGCGAGACUGGCCAGUGAAGAUAUUGUUAAUGUCGUGGUCACGAAGAUUGUACCAAUCUUCAAUGCUCACAUGCGUGACUUUGAUCAGGCGGAACGUCUAGUCAAGGGCAGGUCACUGAAUCGCAGCAUCACCGAAUCCGAAGAGCUCGAUCUGGCAAUCGCUGCGAAAUACAAGGAUGGCAAAUUACACCCUGCUGCGUCGCUGUCGUUCUCAGACACCAAGUCAAUCGAACAAGAUCAUCUCCGCAAACUAGUGGUGCGGAUCCUACCAGAAUUGGUGUCGGAAGAUGUCCUAGGCAGUCGCGCAGCCUUAGUGCUCGUCAAAGAAAUCAUCGCAUGUGCGGUGCUCCUUCCCAUCGUGCAAUUGCUCAAAGAUCCGGACACUUGGAACCAGGUCGUCGAGAACUACGGACGGUCCGCUCUGCAGGACCGCAAAACAGUGCGGCGGAUGCGAGCCGCCCUCGAUGAACAUACCGCCUCACCAGGCAAGGCUCGGACAGAGGCUGACUUUCCUCGGCUGGGUCCGCAUGACAGCGAACGCGCCUUUGAACGGUUUGUUCGAGCCAUUAGGAAGGCAAAGAACCUGUCUGAUGCUCGCCGCUUCCGCAGCCAGGUCGCUAGCCAGCUCAAGCGCGAAAGUAUGGUAGAGGGUCAGGAUCCAGUCUAUUUGCGACGCCUUGAGAUGGGGAAGCGUGUCCUGGACCAGAAAAUCACGAAGCUGGCACUGUCAACCGGAGCUUUGCCUGGCACGCCUUUGUCGGGCGAGCCACGCAAAAGCUUGGACUCGUCCAAACCACAAACAAGAGAGCUGACUCUUGUCGAAAUCAUGCAUACAGCAUCAGGGCUGUCUUAUUUUAUGGAGUUCAUGGACCGGCAGCAGCUCAUGACGUUGGUGCAGUUCUGGAUAGUCGUUGAUGGGUUUCGAAAUCCGUUGGAGGAUGACUUCGGCGAUGACCCGAUUGGUGUCUCAACAGCGCCUUCGUGGACAGACGCUGACCGGACCGACAUUGCUCGGAUUUCGGAAGCAUACAUGGCCAAGGCGGAAAUCGACGUUCCUACUGAAUCGAAGCAAGCCAUCAGGAGCUUUCUUGUGGCUGGCCGGAAGGCAACACAGGCACAGUACAGAGAAGCGCGAAUGGCGAUCUUAUCUACGCAGUCGGCCGUGCUCGAGCAGCUUCAGACCAAUCACUACCCGUCUUUCAAGAAGUCCGACCUCUACUACAAGUUCUUGGCGACUGACGAUGCAAGGAUCACCAGUCCAGAUCAAGGAGCUGGUUUCGAUCUCCUUGAUAUCCCACAAUCGCUGUCUCCUGUGAAGGCAGUCAAGCCUGCUCCUACGCAGCCUUGA
This is a messenger RNA of Cyphellophora attinorum, 1794 nucleotides long. Its product is annotated as Sorting nexin-12. The transcript has a single exon. Gene Ontology annotation, cellular component: intracellular membrane-bounded organelle. The record is from RefSeq and is a predicted model, not a curated record. Bases 1 to 1794 code for a protein of 597 amino acids. Gene Ontology annotation, molecular function: phosphatidylinositol binding. Lineage: Eukaryota; Fungi; Ascomycota; Eurotiomycetes; Chaetothyriales; Cyphellophoraceae.